Falco peregrinus (peregrine falcon) is the source of this 1480-nucleotide messenger RNA. RefSeq lists its product as uncharacterized. NCBI's taxonomy places the organism in Eukaryota, Metazoa, Chordata, Aves, Falconiformes, Falconidae. The record is from RefSeq and is a predicted model, not a curated record. Bases 92 to 976 code for a protein of 294 amino acids. The transcript is spliced from 8 exons.
AGCAGGAGGCAGGUCUGCUUCCUUUGGGAGCCAAGAGCAAAGUGCCUUGGAAACCUUCUAGCAGCUCUGUGUCACUUUACAGAGGCUGUGGAUGCCCAGUGCAGCUGCCUCCGGUGGAGAGACCAGCACUCGGGGGAUGCAGGCUGCUCCUGCCCACGCCUUCCCCAGGUUUCGCUUUACGGUGGUCAGCAGAGCAGUGGCCAAGGCUUUGUCCGCCUGGGCCAAGAAGGCUGCAGCAAAGUCCAGGCUCAGACAAGGGGCAGAGGCGCAUCGUGGCAAGCUGCUGCAGAGACGGACGAAGCUUUCCCUUCCUGCACUGCCAAGUCAGGGGCCAGGCACAAGACAGAAAGACAUGGGCAAGAAGACUUCUGAGAGUGUGCUCCCCCCGUGUCCAGGCAGCUCCCCCAGGAUGAAGGAGGCAGGCAAGGCAGGCAGGCAGGAGCCCGCUUCUCCAGCCAAGCCCACCUCUACACUCCCAUCCUCAGACGACUGCCAGAGAGCGCUGCAGGAGGUCUGGCAACUGUCUGCAGAGUGGGAGCAAGUGAGGCCCAAGUGGCAAGUGCAUCUUGAGCAAGCAAAGGCAGAGUGGGCGGCGUGGGAAGCCUGGUCUGCGGGGAAGGACCGACAGCCGCCCCAGGCACUCGGCACUGGAGGCACAUGGACUCCCCACCCUCCAGCCCAGCCCAGGAGAGAGGCAGUCAAGGAGAGGUGGAGAAAGGCUCCAACCCGUCUCCCAGCAGAACAGAAGACAGCAGCAACCCCGCUGCAGAGACUCCAGCCCGACCACCUUUCCCCACGAGCGGUCCAGGUCCUCAGAAGGCUGGAGCCAUACCUUGAGCGCAAGGAAAUAUUCAAGUACGUCGCUGAGAACAGGAGGCGGCUUCAAGAGCAGCAGAAGCAGCUCCCCUGCACCAGAUGCUGGUACCGCAGCAGAGGGGAAGGUGCCGGGAGCAGCGGCUGUAGCAGUGGCUGUUAGCCAAGGGGCCGGGAGGCUUCUCACCUGCCAAGAUCCACCUAUAAAUACAAAACCUGGAGUCCUGGGGUGGUUCCCAGAUGGACUGACUGGUCUGUGCCCGGUGAUGGAUUGCUCUACAGGCAUUAUACACACCCCAUGUGUGAUCUCACAUCUGCUGGUAGGGGCAGGAGGGAAUAAAGUGCACACACGCUCCCCAGCAUGAACAUUCUGGCACUUCCCAACACACAGGCAGCACGACAGGGGAAGCUCUCACCCUCUUCCCAGGAAAGCAGCAGAGCUGGUGCCUCCCUCAUGUGUCUGCAUGCUCGUGCAUGCAGCGUGGGGAACCAUCAGCAGGGCCACAAGUCUGUGUGUUUACAGGGCUGUGAAUGCACUGGCACCACAGCGGUGCAGUGGGUGGCUGGCACAGCCGGAGGGCUGUGGUGGGGGGACGUGGGCUCUGCAGGAAGGGCUGUCCAGGAAGGCAAGGAGGUGGGCUUGCCUCUUGCUCGUGCUGGGACAGGA